AAAACAAAAAUAACAAUGAUAACUCUUAAUGAUAUGAGCCCUCCUAUCACUGGUCAUACGCCAAUGGAUUUGGGGGCACAUCUAUAUAAGAUGACUUUCUUUGCAAAAUGUCUAACUGUUGCCGAAAUGAAGUUGACAAUUGCUUUGCUAUUCACAUUCGUAGCUGUGGCUAUUGGUGGAACCAGCCUAGACUUUUCCACGGCCAAGGGCUGGAUGGUCCCUCAAAUCGAUGGUGGCUUCAAAUGGAUGAGUCGUGAACAAUACGACAUGGAGGUGGCCUCCAUCGAACCUCGUGCUUUGCAAGUUAAAUUCUAUUUGUAUACGAAAUCAAAUCCCACCACUCCCAAACAGAUCACUGUGAAUGAUGCCAAUGCCUUGGCCGCUUCAUAUUUCAACAAGAACAAUCCGACUCGCUUUGUUAUUCACGGUUGGAACAACAAUUACCAAUCAGAUGUCAAUGUAGAUGUGCGUUCAGCCCUGUUGGCCAGUGGUUCUUACAACGUAUUCUGCGUCGAUUGGAGUUCGAGCGCCCAGACCAUUAACUACGCCAGUGCCCGCUAUGAUGUGCCAAGUGUUGGUCAAUUGGUUGCAAACUUCAUUGAUUUUCUGAAUGAAAAAGGUGGCAUGUCCUUCUCCACUCUCGGUCUGAUCGGUCACAGUUUGGGUGCCCAUGUCUCAGGUUACGCUGGUAAACUUGUCAAGAGGGGUAAGGUACACACAAUUGUUGGCUUGGAUCCCGCUUUACCACUCUUCAGUUAUUCCGACUGCAGUACUCGUCUGUGCACCACUGAUGCUAGCUACGUUGAAUCGAUCCAAACCAAUGGUGGUACCUUGGGUUUCUUGGAGCCCAUUGGCAAGGGUGCUUUCUAUCCCAAUGGAGGCAAAACACAACCCGGUUGUGGUGUCGACUUGACUGGCUCCUGCGCUCAUAGCCGUUCCUACAUUUACUAUUCCGAAGCUUUGCGUAAGAAUGACUUCCCAUGCAUGAAGUGUGGUACCUAUACAGCUGCCGUAGGUAACCAAUGUGGUUCGACUUAUAGUUCGGUGCGUAUGGGUGCUCCUUCGAAUUAUGGUGUAGCUGGUUAUUUCUAUGUGCCAGUUAAUAGCGCCGCUCCCUAUGGCAAAGGCUCGUAAAUGAUUGUUUUGUGAUUAAUAAAUAAUGCAUUAAAAUAUAUAAGCUACAGAAAUAUU
This is a messenger RNA of Musca domestica (house fly), 1191 nucleotides long. RefSeq names its product phospholipase A1 VesT1.02. The transcript is spliced from 2 exons. Gene Ontology annotation, molecular function: lipase activity. Gene Ontology annotation, biological process: lipid metabolic process. Lineage: Eukaryota; Metazoa; Arthropoda; Insecta; Diptera; Muscidae. The record is from RefSeq and is a predicted model, not a curated record. Bases 16 to 1134 code for a protein of 372 amino acids.